GAUCACAAGCCUCGCCACGCUGUCUGAGAAACCUAAGCAGGCAAAGGCUAUGUCUCUGCAAGGCCUGCUGCCAGCCGUUAUGCAGCAACUGCAGGAUGAUGACUGCGACGUCAUGAAGGCCGCCCUGACUGUCCUCAGCAACAUCCUCUGCGUGGUAGACAGGCAGACGGCUGGCCCCAUUGCUCUGCAGCUGCUCAACAUGCUCCUGCCACUCUUUGAAAAUGCGAGCAGCUGCGUGCGAAAGCAGUCCAUCCUCCUCAGCAGAGAUGUGAUGAGGGUUUCAUUCAGGUCUCACAAAAAGCAGAUGAGGAAGGAUGUGCACAGAAGCCUCCUGCCCUUGUUCUUCCACCUGCAUGACAGUGACUCAAGUGUGGCUCAGGCCUCCAAGGAAGCUGUCGCUGAAGCUGCCAAGUUCCUGAGGUGGCAGCAGCUCCAGAAGCUGUUGCAGACAGAGCAGAUAUGGGGGGCUGCCAAGUGCAUGCUGAAGAGAAGCAGAAGGAGGUUGGAGGAGUACCUGCAUCAGAGCCUGCUGUAUCAGCAGAGCCCACAGGAGCCCUUGCGCGAGGCGGCCGUCAGGUUCAUUGGGCUCGCUGGGCAGCAUCUGAAGGAUGGGCGCAAGGAGAAGAUCCUGGUCAUUAAUGAAGCCCUUCAAAACAUGGAGAAUGACAGCAGCCCCUUGGUCCUCUUCCCUGGUGCUCAAAACGAAGCAGAUGCUGUAUGA
Melopsittacus undulatus (budgerigar) is the source of this 721-nucleotide messenger RNA. Its product is annotated as maestro heat-like repeat-containing protein family member 6. Gene Ontology annotation, molecular function: protein binding. The transcript is spliced from 7 exons. Gene Ontology annotation, cellular component: cytoplasm. Bases 50 to 721 code for a protein of 223 amino acids. NCBI's taxonomy places the organism in Eukaryota, Metazoa, Chordata, Aves, Psittaciformes, Psittaculidae. The record is from RefSeq and is a predicted model, not a curated record.